Messenger RNA from Coregonus clupeaformis (lake whitefish), 4691 nucleotides. RefSeq names its product DENN domain-containing protein 5B-like. The coding region runs from base 204 to 3998 and encodes 1264 amino acids. The transcript has 21 exons. NCBI's taxonomy places the organism in Eukaryota, Metazoa, Chordata, Actinopteri, Salmoniformes, Salmonidae. Gene Ontology annotation, molecular function: guanyl-nucleotide exchange factor activity; small GTPase binding. The record is from RefSeq and is a predicted model, not a curated record.
CAUUCAUUUUGGGCUGACACUAGGCUGACUGCCGACCGUGGACGGAGAACAUACAGAACGGACAAUUCCAUCCUGAAAAUAAUACGAGGUGGACAUUGCCUACUGUCUAGACUACAGUGUGUACUCAUUUGCCCUUCGUAUAGGCAACAAUAUGGAGAUCCAGUGUAUGAAUUAGAGACGAACCGAGUAGCAUAUCUAAACCGAUGAUGAACGGGGUUACCUCGGGCACAGGCUCGGCUUCGUGCCGCUUCGCCCACUACUUCGUGGUGUGUGGAUUGGACACGGAGACUGGUCUAGAACCCGAAGAAUUAGCAGGGGAGAGCUUUGAGCAGAGCCCCCUCCGGAGGUCCUUCAAGUCCAAGGUUCUGGCCCACUACCCUGAGAGCACAGACAGGAGUCCCUUCAACAGAGAUGCAGUCAACAUGCUCUGCAUGCCGCAUGGCCUGUCGUUCCGCAGUCAGGCGGACGCCCACGAGCACCACUUCCAUUCCUUCACGGUCGCCGACGAUGACGGCACGCGUUCUUACGGCUUCGUGCACACGUACUAUGAAGCGGUGACGAGCGCCCAGAUCACCACAGCGAUGCAGACCCUUCAUCAGAUGCACCAUGUGGAGCACUACUCCACAUCCUCUUCGUCUUCUUCCUCUGCCUCCUCCCCCUCCACAUCCAGCAUGGACUCUCUGGUGAGCAGCCUGGAUGAGUUGGAUGCCGACUCCCUGGCAGCGCGCCCCCUGUCGGCUUGUUUGGGCUGCGCGGCGGGCUCCUUCCAGCCGGCCUGGGACACCCUGUAUUCCUCCAAGGCCCUCUGCCUCCUCACGCCCCUCCCCUUCCUGCACGCCUCACGCCACUUCCUGUCCCAGCUGCACCAGGCGGUGAUGUCGCACGCCGCCCCGCCACUGCCGCUGGAGAGCUACAUCCACAACAUCCUGUACGAGGUGCCCGUGCCACCGCCCGGUCGUUCGCUCCGGUUCCAUGGGGUCCAGGGGCCUAUUUUGUGCCAGCAGCCCGGCCCCGAUGAACUCCCGCUGGGGGACUACCCCCUGGGAGAGGCCUUCUCCCUGCUGGGGGUGGAGAACAUGGUGAGGCUGCUCACCUCUGUGCUGCUGGAGACCCAGGUCUUGCUCUAUUCACAGGACUACCAGCGGUUGAUGACGGUGGCAGAGGGCAUCACCAACCUACUGUUUCCGUUCCAGUGGCAGCACGUCUACCUGCCCAUCUUGCCCGCUCCCCUGCACCAUCUCCUGGAUGCCCCUGUGCCCUUCUUGAUGGGCAUCCAACGGAGGGAUGGCUCCCAAAGCUCCACUCUGGAUCUGUCCCAUGAGGCCAACGUGUGCUUUGUGGACAUAGACAACCACCGCGUGGAUCCACCCGAGGACCUGCCCCUCUUCCCAGACCAGCCCGAGCUCAUCCAGGAGCUGAACGAGGUGCUGCUGCGUUUUGGCCUCCAGCCACAUGGUGGCGCCACCACCACCGAACUCGCACCUGCCGCUCCCCCCUGCCUCAGCAGCCUAGUCCUGGAGGACCUAAUGGAAGACAGGCGCAACGGGAACCUGGGAGGGGAGGAGUUGGCCGUGCUGGAACGACUGCAGGCACUAGCGAGGAGGUGUGGAGAAAGAGGGAUGGAGGGGGGGAAGACCCUUGGACGGGCGUUCCAGGAGGAGGAGGAGGAACUGAAUGCGGCCAAAAUGAACGUGCAGCUGAGGGAAGUGUUCGCAGGGCGUUUCGCCGCCAUUUUCGGGAGGUAUGAAGAGUUUGUGAUCCACAGUGCUCCUGACCUGGAGUCCUGGCUAGGCAACCGUGAGGGAACGAGCAACUUUGAUAAGGGCUCCUUCCUGUCGGCGCAGCCCGCCCCGCACCUGCACUUCUUGUCCUGGUUCCUGGAGACGGCCAUGUUCUCAUCAUUCUUGGACGGCAAGGUGUUGUCUCGCUGGGCCGACCAGGAGCCACUGCAGCGUGUGUUCGACGGCCGCCUAGAAAGGGAGCGCCUCUACGACACGUUCGAGGACGACCCCGGCAACCGUCGCUACAGGAAGUGCAGCGUGCUCCACAAAUCAGCCCAGGCCAUGGAACUCAGGCUGCUGAAGGCUGACCACACGGCCAUCCACCCCCACCUGUUGGACAUGAGGAUCGGCCAGGGCCGACACCAACAGGGCUGCUUCCCCAGGCUGCAUGCUGAUGUACUGGCACAGGGACACAACACCAACAAGUGGGCAAGUCGUAGCACUCGCAGGAGCAACAUUAAGAGACCAGUGACCACUGAGACGACAUCAGGACUGGGAAUUGACCAGAGAGAGAAGUACUCUCCUGGGAGGAGGAGCCAACACCAGUCCAAGCUGCUUGAUCCCUCCCCCUCAGCUGUCACUCAAACCCAGCAGGGUUUCGUGGAGGGGCUGCUGAGUGAGUGUCGCCUGAAGACCAGGCGUAUGUUGAUGGAGAGGAUGGGGAAGGAGAGUGUGGAGUUGGGGCAGGGCGAGGCCAGCAUCACAGGCCUGCAGGAGAACACACUGAUCCACAGCCUCUGUAACCUGCUGGAGAGGACCUGGGGCCACGGGCUGCAGCUCAAACAGGGAGGGUCGGCUCUGUGGUCCCACCUGCUCCACUGCCAGGCCAAUGAGGAGAAGAUGGAGCCACCAUCACCUGCCGAGUCUCCAGUGUCCAAUGGGCUGGACAGCACGAGGCUAGAGGAGGGGCUUCCACCCCCGAAGGGCUCCUUUGUACAGGAUAUGAGGUUUGUCCAGACUAUGAGUGAGGGUCUCAGUGAGGUGGGUCGGGCGCGGGCCUGGAUCCAUCUUUCCCUGGAGAAGAAACUGCUCUCGCAACACCUCAAACUGCUGCUGGCCAACCAGAACCUACUCAGGCAGCUGUACAAGCCCCAUGCGUUCCUCCUGUGUGAGGAGGAGAGGGAGCAGUUCUUGUUCCACCUGCUGUCCCUCAACACUGUGGACUACCUCUGCUUCACACGCACAUUCACCUCCAUCAGCAUUCCAUACCGUGUUGUCAUAACACCCAUGAAGAAGCUGAGCAUCGCCAUGACAAUGUCCAACCCCUGGGUGUGUGUGUCUGGAGAGCUUGGUGACUCUGGGGUCAGGCAGAUCCCCAAGAACACACAGGAGAUCUUCUUCCAGUGUCAGAACCUGGGCAGGCUGAGCACCCUGCAGUUGGGGCAGGAGAACUCUGGCUUACUGGCUAAGUGUCUGGUGGACUGUGUGAUUGUGCACAAUGAGAUCACUGGACACACCUACAGGUUCCCGUGUGGCCGCUGGCUGGGGAAGGGUGUGGGUGACGGCAGCCUGGAGAGGGUACUGAUUGGUCAGCUGGUGUCUCCCAGAGGAGAGGAGGAUUCUGGGAGGUGGACGGGGACACCCCCGGAGCAGGGCUCGCCCCCUCAGAGUGGACGCAUGGGGGGUCUGGGGUCACUGGGGCGCAGCAACAGUAACAACAGACUGUCUUCUGUCCAGGUGCAGGAGGAAAUGAGGGAGGCAGUAAACAACCUCGUCAAGCACUUCCACAAAGCAGAGCAGGAGAGGGGGAACCUGACUGCUCUGCUGUGUGGAGAGGGGGGGCUGGUGCGCUCCCUGGAACAGUUCCUCCUCCACGGCUUCAAGUCCUCGCGCCUAUUCCAGAGGAGUGUGUUCAUAUGGGACUUUGUGGAGAAGGUGGUGGUUUCCAUGGAGACGGCGGAUCAGAUGGGUGACUUGCGGGGGUCAACGGAACUGUGUGACUCUCUGUGUCACUAUGCCAACGCUAUCAAUGCCUCGCCGCGGAACAUCGGCAAGGAGGGCAAGUUCCAGCUGCUGAUCUGCCUGGGAGUCAGGGACCAGCUGCUGCCCCAGUGGCUCCCCCUGUUGGCCGGAUGCCACCUGUCGGCUCGUCUCUAUGAGGAGUCGGCUUUGGUCCGGGACUGCGCCGCCGUCAACUCCCUCUACCGCAUCCUCCACACCCUCCACGAGUUCCCCAUUACCCUGGAGACGGCCCUCAUUAAGGGGGUUGACCUCUAACUCCACCGCCACUGAGGACACUGGGAUAUGGAGUUUUACCCCUAUUCACAGAAUGCACAACGUACACAGGGUAGCAGGACAUCAAUAAAGUUGAGUGACUGCUAGGGCUGGCAUAAUUACCGUAUAACCGACGGUUAUGGAUGAAGACCGUCAUGAAAAUAAAAUCACCUUCAUAACCGUUGAAAUUAUUAUAAUAUUUUUUGGGGGGGUGGAAUUAACAGCUGACGGGACGGCUUAGCAUUUGUGCGGUUAAGUCCGUUUCUGCUGUAACAUGGACUCUACAACGGUGAAACUUUGUUGCUCCUUGCUGAAAUAAGCAGGAUGUUGUAGCGAACAAGUAUUCGGUUGCCUAGGCAAUGCCCCCCUCCCUGCAGCAGCGCAUGCAGUCAGGAGCAAAGGUGAAAGAAAAUGUGUGUCUUUUAAAGUGGCAAUCUGCGGUUGGAACGAUAACAAAGCACACCUGCUUUGGUAAAAAGCUAAGGGAUGGGGCUGGAGAAAUGUAACCACUCUCAAAUUCAUAAACAGAGCUAUGGAUACGAAGACUGACCAUCCAUGAUGUCAAAAUGAUAGUUUUAACCAAGUUUUAGGGUAAAGUGUUUGUUUAGAUUUACUUUGUUUACAUACAUUGGAGUAAAACAAGCUUAUAUUAUAGGUUCUGAUGGGGUAUGACAUUUGAAUUAAACUCAUGAGGCA